Messenger RNA from Bipolaris sorokiniana ND90Pr, 156 nucleotides. RefSeq lists its product as uncharacterized. The annotation marks the transcript as partial. The transcript has a single exon. Lineage: Eukaryota; Fungi; Ascomycota; Dothideomycetes; Pleosporales; Pleosporaceae. The record is from RefSeq and is a predicted model, not a curated record.
AUAGCUAGCCUUAAGAAGGCGAACGAAGCUAUAAUAAAGCGUAGGCAGCGUAAGAAGAAGCGGAUACAGAAGCAAAGAGUGCUAACAAAGAGAGCUAGAGAGGAUCUACUCGCUCAGCGCAAGGCUAAUCAGCAGAUUACUUAUAAAGAGCGUUAA